UCUAUUUUUUAAAAGCUUUGUACUUCAUCAUAGAAAAAAAAUUACCCCUCAAAUGAAAAUGUGGGUGAUUGAGGGCAUUUAGCAUGUGGACAUUUGAGAAAGUGUCCCAUAAAUCACUGAAGUAAAGGUUAAAUACUGAAUAGGCUAAUCCUGAACACUUUUUUUUUUAACCAGGAGGAUUUCAUCUUGACAGAAAAACAACUUUUACCCAAUAUGUAUUUUCUGAAAUUAAAAAAGAGAGACAAGGAUAGACUUAAAAUAGAUGAAGAUGUUUAGUGAAUUAGCAGUGUUUACUCUUUUCUGAUGAAGAUACUCAGUAAUGUUAAAUCCUUUCCAAAACCCUGGUUGUGGUCUUGAAGACAAGGCUCCUUUUAAUGGGACUGUUAUUAAGGGAAGUGGGGCCUUUUGUUUAUUCAACUCACAGUUAUAGAACUUGCAGUAAUCGGCAUGAGUGACUUAAAAGAGGAAAUUAAGAAGCUUUCAACUAAAUCCAAAAGUACAGUCAUUUUUUUACCAUUGUGAUUUUAAAAGCCUCUUAUAACCAUUGAACAAGAAUUAACAACUAUUUUAAAAGAUUAAAGGAAGGCAGAUGUCUGCAAACAAUUCCCCUCCAUCAGCCCAGAAGUCUGUAUUACCUGCAUCUCUUCCUGCUGUGCUUCCAACUCCUUCUCCGUGUUCAAGUCCCAAGACAGGACUCUCUGCUCGACUCUCUAAUGGAAGCUUCAGUGCACAGUCUCUCACCAACUCCAGAGGCUCAGUGCAUACAAUUUCAUUUCUGCUACAAAUUGGCCUUACACGGGAAAGUGUGACCAUUGAAGCCCAGGAACUAUCUUUAUCUGCUGUCAAGGAUCUUGUGUGCUCCAUUGUAUAUCAAAAGUUUCCAGAGUGUGGAUUCUUUGGCAUGUAUGACAAAAUUCUCCUCUUUCGCCAUGACAUGAAUUCAGAAAAUAUUUUGCAGCUGAUUACCUCAGCAGAUGAAAUACAUGAAGGGGACCUAGUAGAAGUUGUUCUUUCAGCUUUGGCCACUGUAGAAGAUUUCCAGAUUCGUCCACAUGCUCUUUAUGUACAUUCUUACAAAGCUCCUACUUUUUGUGAUUAUUGUGGUGAGAUGCUCUGGGGAUUGGUACGUCAGGGACUGAAAUGUGAAGGCUGUGGAUUAAAUUAUCAUAAACGAUGUGCCUUCAAGAUUCCAAAUAACUGUAGUGGAGUAAGAAAGAGACGUCUAUCAAAUGUAUCUCUGCCGGGACCUGGCCUCUCUGUUCCAAGACCCCUACAGACUGAAUGUGUAACCCUUCCCACUGAAGAGUCACAUGUUCACCAGGAACCAAGUAAGAGAAUUCCUUCUUGGAGUGGUCGCCCGAUUUGGAUGGAAAAGAUGGUAAUGUGCAGAGUAAAAGUUCCACAUACAUUUGCGGUUCACUCUUAUGCCCGUCCCACAAUAUGUCAGUACUGCAAGCGGCUACUGAAAGGCCUUUUUCGCCAAGGAAUGCAGUGUAAAGAUUGUAAAUUCAACUGCCAUAAACGCUGUGCAUCAAAAGUGCCAAGAGAUUGUCUUGGAGAGGUUACUUUCAAUGGAGAACCUUCCAGUCUGGGAACGGAUACAGAUAUACCAAUGGAUAUUGACAGUAGUGACAUGAACAGUGAUGGUAGUCGGGGCUUGGAUGACACAGAAGAAACAUCUCCCCCGGAAGAUAAAAUGUUCUUCCUGGAUCCAUCUGAUCUUGAUGUAGAAAAAGAUGAAGAAACUGUUAAAACAAUCAGUCCAUCAACAAGCAAUAAUAUUCCGCUAAUGAGGGUUGUACAAUCCAUCAAGCACACAAAGAGGAAGAGCAGCACCAUGGUGAAGGAAGGGUGGAUGGUCCAUUACACCAGCAGGGACACCCUGAGAAAGAGGCAUUAUUGGAGACUUGAUAGCAAAUGUCUAACAUUGUUUCAAAAUGAAUCUGGAUCAAAGUAUUAUAAGGAAAUUCCACUUUCAGAAAUUCUUCGCAUAUCUUCAGCACAAGAUUUCACAAACAUUUCUCAAGGCAGCAACCCACACUGUUUUGAAAUCAUCACUGAUACUAUGGUAUACUUUGCUGGUGAGAACAAUGGGGACAGCUCUCACAAUCCUGUUCUUGCUGCCACUGGAGUUGGACUUGAUGUAGCACAAAGCUGGGAAAAAGCAAUUCGCCAAGCUCUUAUGCCUGUUACCCCUCAAGCAAGUGUUUGCACUUCUCCUGGGCAGGGGAAAGAUCACAAAGAUUUAUCUACCAGUAUCUCUGUAUCUAAUUGUCAGAUUCAGGAGAAUGUGGACAUUAGUACUGUUUACCAGAUCUUUGCAGAUGAAGUGCUUGGUUCAGGCCAGUUUGGUAUUGUUUAUGGAGGAAAACAUAGAAAGACUGGAAGGGAUGUGGCUAUUAAAGUAAUUGAUAAGAUGAGAUUCCCCACAAAACAGGAAAGUCAACUCCGUAAUGAAGUGGCUAUUUUACAGAAUUUACACCAUCCUGGGAUUGUAAACCUGGAAUGUAUGUUUGAAACCCCAGAACGAGUUUUUGUUGUGAUGGAAAAGCUGCAUGGAGAUAUGUUGGAAAUGAUUCUGUCCAGCGAGAAAAGUCGGCUUCCAGAACGAAUUACUAAAUUCAUGGUCACACAGAUACUUGUUGCUCUGAGGAAUCUACAUUUUAAGAAUAUUGUACACUGUGAUUUAAAACCAGAAAAUGUACUACUUGCAUCAGCAGAGCCAUUUCCUCAGGUGAAGCUGUGUGACUUUGGUUUUGCACGCAUCAUCGGUGAAAAGUCAUUCAGGAGGUCUGUAGUAGGAACGCCAGCAUAUUUGGCCCCUGAAGUUCUCAGGAGCAAAGGCUACAACCGUUCUCUAGAUAUGUGGUCAGUGGGAGUUAUUGUCUAUGUGAGCCUCAGUGGCACGUUUCCUUUCAAUGAAGAUGAAGAUAUAAAUGACCAGAUCCAAAACGCUGCAUUUAUGUACCCACCAAAUCCAUGGAAAGAAAUUUCUGGUGAAGCAAUUGACUUGAUAAACAAUCUACUUCAAGUGAAGAUGAGAAAACGUUAUAGUGUGGACAAAUCUCUUAGUCAUCCCUGGCUACAGGACUAUCAGACUUGGCUUGACCUUCGAGAAUUUGAAACUCGCAUUGGAGAACGUUAUAUUACACAUGAAAGUGAUGACGCCCGCUGGGAAAUACACGCAUAUACACACAACCUUGUAUACCCAAAGCACUUCAUUAUGGCUCCCAAUCCAGAUGAUAUGGAAGAAGAUCCUUAAUAAUCAAGGAACUAACUUCUUAAGGAAGAAUUUCAUUUUAUGGAUUGAUAUUUUGCUGCACAACUGUUCUCUGUAAGUUGUCAUCUGCAGGGAUGCAAAGACAUGAGGAAUAUAAGGAAUCAGUGACACCAAUACUGUAGUUCACAAUGAGUAGGUACAAGAGGGGAAAGUGAAUAACAGAAACACAUAAUGGAACCAACGUGAAAUUUUUCACAAAUUUUUACAGCAUAAACAACUGGUUUUUUUGUUUUUUUCCUAUCUUCAAUUUAGUACAGUAGCAGCACUUAAUACUGCCUUUCCUGUAUCUCAUGUAAUUUUUUUAAGGAGACAAAGACAAGGCUAGAGUCCAGUUACUGCAUAGUUCAACCAAAUAAUACAAGAGUUGUAGGUUGGUUACUAAAUAGGUUUGCAUUUAAAAGAUAACAGAGGCUACCAGCAUGUAAUUUUAACAUUUGUUUCAUUGACCAUAGAUACCUUUUGGGGUUUUUCCUUGGAAUCUAGAAAAUCUAGACCAGCUACCCUUUCAUUUUAGGUCAAUCAAGAUUCCAAAAUGAUCCCUAAGCUUUUUGAGUUGAAACUCUGAAUAUGCCCUAUACAACAGAAAAAUUAAAGUUACCACCUUUUGUGAGUAGGUUGCAACAGCCUCUAAGAUAAUUCAGGACAACUGAUGUUAUAAAACCAGGAAUAGGAAUUGCUUGUCUAAGUGCUGAGUGUUAGUCUUCUCAUAGCUCAACUCUGCUGCUAAAUACUCAUUUUUCCCAUUGAUACCACUGUAAUGCCACAAUUGGAUUCCAGCAUUUAGUGGCUAUAAGGUUAAACUUUGGAGUUGGGUAAUUAGAGAGGAAAAAAACCUUAAAUACUAGAAUAAGGUCAGUAUAGGGUCACUUAGUGCUAUAGUAAAGAUUAGCAAACAGUAUCCUUUUUUCCUUCCCUUAGGUUAUGGAGAGCUUUACCAAUAUUUGGAAUACUUUAAAGCCAAUCAUUUUAAGGAGUUUGGGGGAGCAAGUAAGGUGGCACAUCAAUAGUUGACAAAAGCAGGGCUGUAUUAGGAGAGUAAAGAAAAAAUGAAGUAAGUUCCAGGUUUGGUUUUUAAAAAAAGACAUAAGCUCUAACAGCAGCUAAAAUUUUUUUCUACUCAUCUGUAGUAUUUAAGAAGCCAUUUCUCAUAUCUUUUAGAAAGUUACUCAUAGUUUUUCCCAAAAAUGAUUUAAGAUCUGGUACUGUCUACUUACAAAAAACCCAGUGGAGUUUUGUUUCUUCAUUCCUCACUAAUCAUUGUAAGCCCUUUUUUUGAAAUCCCCAAAAACCUAAAAGAUUAUAGAGUCAGAAGAUCUGGGUUUAAAUCACGGCUCCUUUAUUAGCUGUGUAAGCCUACUUAGGCAGCUAACAAUCUUGAAUUCUUCAGACAAUUAAAUGAAGAUAAUAAUUUGAAGAUUAACUGGAAUAAUGUUCGUUGCUAUAUUUAUAUAAUCAAACCUUACAAAGCCAUGAAAUUAAUUGCACUCUUUUUGUUUUUGUUGUGAACGCCUAAGAAAAGUUACCUAAAAAAAUUUGUAAAGGCACUGUCAAGUAAUUUGGAGUUGAAUAAUUACUCCAACUACCUUAUAAUUUGCAUAGUAUUUUGUCUUGAAGUGGUGUUUGUAUAAGAAAUGUUAGAAACAUUUGAUAAUGUACAAAGUAGUCUAUAAUGACAUUGUUCAGUACAUUUUUAUAUUUUUUGUUACAUCCUACUUUUUGUAAAUAACCUCAAGCUUGAUAAUAAAAUGUAUUUCCAUAUCAUCAUACUUUUCCAUGUGAAAACCUGAGCCUUUAUCUAGUAGAGGUAUCCAAAGAAAAUACUGGGUUGUGUUAUUUUCCCAGGCCUUGGUAAGAGAACUAUUUUGAAAAUAGUAUUUCUAAAUUAAAAUAAUGCUAUUAUUUAAUAUCACUAUCUUUAACUGCCUGAUAUAAAAAAACACCUCACUGUAAUAAUUUUACAUGAAAUUUGAGGUUAGUUAUCUGGAGGUCUCAUUUCUUGGCAUGGAAGUUUGGAAUAAUUAGAACUAUAAAUUUCUCAGGAACUACUAUCAAACAUUCAACUAUUGUAAACUACUUUGAAGGCUUAAAUAAGUUAAAUACUUAGCAUCAAAGUCAAUUUUCUAGUUUUUAAGAGACAAAGCAUUGCCUCCUUCCCCUUAGUUAUAAAUAAUGAAAUGAUUGGGAGGAGCUAAUGAUAGGCAUUUUUAUCUUAAAAUUUUUUCCAACAAAAUCUUUGGGAAAAGAAAAUAAAUAUGAAAGCAAUAAAAGCAGAUAGAUAGGAAUGCCCCAAAACUGGGCUAUAUCUGAAAAACAAGGUUUUCAACUUCCUGUCCUUUAGAGAGAUACAGAAUAGUAGUCCUAGUCUAAAAAGACAAUAAAAGUGACAUGACCACUGUGCCUGUUAACUUACAAAAUACUUAAGCCAUCAAUUUAGACAUGUGGCCAGUAGUCUUUUACUCACACUGGUAAGUUUAUGUUGCUAACAUAGCAACUGCUUAUGAAGUCCAUGUUGUUGUUGAUUUUUUAAAUUCUGUGAACCAAAAAAAAAAAACUAAAUCUGAACAUUUUUAUUUGAAAAUAAAGAAUUAGCUCAAUUUAGAAAAUGAUUCUUCCUUCACAGUAAUCCACAUUUACUGUAAUUCCUAUUUCAAGUACAUGAUUGAUUUAUUGGUUUCUCUUCCUAACCCUCAAAUCCAUUUCCAGACCAGGAGAUUUAAUAGUGAUUAAUGCAUCUUUUAUUUUUUAUUUAUGAGUAAAUAAAUAUUAGAGAACAGAAAACUAUCAGUCUGUACUUGUAAUGUUAAACUAUAAGCAUUUCUUGAAUAUAGCAGCUAACAUUAUAAAUUCAAAGGAAACUCAGUUUCACAAUAACUUUGAGAACACAUACUUGUACUAAGAGUCACACACAACCAUAAAC
Condylura cristata (star-nosed mole) is the source of this 6197-nucleotide messenger RNA. RefSeq names its product protein kinase D3 (gene PRKD3). Gene Ontology annotation, biological process: protein phosphorylation. The transcript has 18 exons. Gene Ontology annotation, molecular function: ATP binding; protein serine/threonine kinase activity. Lineage: Eukaryota; Metazoa; Chordata; Mammalia; Eulipotyphla; Talpidae. Bases 590 to 3262 code for a protein of 890 amino acids. The record is from RefSeq and is a predicted model, not a curated record.